Messenger RNA from Durusdinium trenchii, 813 nucleotides. The record is from the annotation of a GenBank genome assembly. NCBI's taxonomy places the organism in Eukaryota, Dinophyceae, Suessiales, Symbiodiniaceae.
AUGCGGCUCUUGGCGGAGGAUUUGACCAGUGAGUUGCAGGAGCAAGAUGAGAUGCAGUUGACCUUCCGUUGGCGAAGGCCCUUACACCUUGAGAGGCCUGAUCUGGACGUGUCCUCGCAUCUCGUGUUGGCCUUGAGGCAGUCCAUGGACUCCUUGGAUUCGGAGGAGUUGGCGCGUGCAGAGCUGGCGAAGCAGGUGGAGACGAGCUUCCUCCGCGUGGUCGGCCUGGGCGACCAUGCAACGGCCACGCUGGACGCCGUUCUGAUGGUGCAGAAAGCUCUGGCGGAAGCGCUUCCGGAAGCCAGGGCUUUCUUGUCGGUGCAUGGACUGGCCUGUCCCCAAAGCGAGGCAGGCCGCCACUACUGCCGCUUACGCUGUCAGGUCUUGGGCGAGCCCUGUGCGGGAAACGGCGCGAACGGCGACCCGCUGGCGGAGUGGAUCGAACGCUACGUCUUCGGAGGAGGGGCUUAUGAAUUGCCAGACUUCUGGAGCGGAUCUGGACAGGAUGUGCCGACAUGGUCUCUGAUCGCGGCACUGAAGAAUCUACCCGGCAGGCCGCUCCAGAGCGACUGCGACUUGGUGGUCUGUGCUCAUCCAGCCGCGCUGUGCUUGCUCUCCUUCUGGGCCUUCGGGCGGGUUCGGCCCAGUCUCCAGGUCCGCUGCCCAUGCUGCUGCACCUCUCCUCCACGCGUUUUGUAUUGCAAUUGGAGUUGCCUACAGUGCCAUGGGGCGGUUCAAGCUGCUCAAGCGAGGGCACAGCCAGCAUGGCCCCCACCAGCCAGCAUGGUCCUCCACAUGACUCGGAGACCCUGA